CAAAGCCAAGUGGAUGUCUAGAAGCGAGUUUUUUUUUAUCAGGUUCAUCCACGGAACCACUGCCCAACGUGACAUAUGACUAGAAGCUUAUGCCUCUCUGGAAAGCGAUGUGGCAUCAAAACUCACGAGUCCUUGUCAUGGCAGCGACGACCCUGACCUGAUCCUUGUGCUUCCUUGAGGAUUCCAACCAGUCGGAUGAAAAGUCACCCUGCCGAAGCAUUGUCAUCUGGCUGAAUACUCAGAUGAAAAGUCUAACUAGAAGUGCUUAUCUUCUGCAGGAUAGUUUUUACUAAGUCACAAGCUGCAAAUUAAUAUUCCAAAACGUUGGACCGGGGCCCCUGUUUGACUAAGUCCACGGCUCUAUCAGAGCUUCCAUACAAAAUUCAUUGGAGCACUUGCAUCUGCAAUACAGUAGUACCAGCUCUGCUCGUCCCAACUCUGAAGCUAAGACCAUCUCUGCAACCAUGGCUACUGUCCUUUCAGCUCUUGCCCUCCUCUCUAUGCUCGCUCUAGCCGUGGGUGCUGCGCCUCACGAUACUCUCCCACUGAAAUCAUCUCUCGUCGUAGAAGAGUAUGAAACCCAAAUCCUACAGUCAUCGGAUGGCACAUUCUCCUGUGGAUUCUACUACAUCUACACCAACGCCUUCACCUUCUCCAUAUGGUACUCCAAUUCGGUUGACAAGGCCGUCGUCUGGAGCGCGAACCGUGGCAGCCCGGUGCAUUCCUGGGGCUCGGCCAUCACCUUGCGCAAGGAUGGAAACAUGGUCCUCACCGACUAUGACGGCACGGUUGUGUGGCAAACUGACGGUAAAUUCCCAUACCCUCAAUACGCUCAGCUACUGGACUCUGGAAACCUUGUCUUGAAGAACUCCAGUGGUGACAUUGUUUGGCAAAGUUUCGAUUCACCGACCGACACAUUCCUUCCCAUGCAACACAUUGUGGGUACAACAAAGUUAGUGUCUACCACUCGGUUGCUAGUUCCUGGUCACUAUAUCUUUCGUUUCAGCGAUCAAUCGAUAUUGUCACUUAUAUAUGAUGAGACUAAUGUUUCCAGCAUAUACUGGCCAGAUCCUGAUUACCAGUACUAUGAGAAUUAUAGAAACCUCUAUAACAGUACCAGGAUAGCAAUCCUUGAUGAUUCUGGGGAAUUAUUUUCAAGCGACUUAGCUAAGAACCAUGUGCUUGAUGCCUCUGAUAGAGGCACUGGGAUUAAGAGAAGGCUUACCUUGGGUUAUGAUGGUAAUCUUAGGCUCUAUAGCUUGAAUAACUCUGACAGAACAUGGACAGUUUCAUGGAUUGCUGAAUCUCAACCCUGCAUGACUCAUGGUUUGUGUGGUCCGUAUGGAAUCUGCCACUAUUCGCCGAGACCAACAUGUUCUUGCCCACCUGGCUAUAAGAUGAUCAACCCAGGUAACUGGACACAAGGUUGCAUGCCUACUAUAGACACAUCAUGCGAUGGGGAACGGAAUGUGACAUUUUUAGAACUUCCAAACACUGAUUUUUGGGGAUCUGAUCAGCAACGUAUUGAAAAGGUGUCAUUGCAGGUCUGUUGGGACAUAUGCAUAGGCGACUGCACCUGUAAGGGGUUUCAGUACCAAGAAGGAAAUGGAACAUGCUAUCCAAAAUCUCUUCUCUUCAAUGGAAGGUCAUUCCCGACGCCCACUGUGCGCACAAUGUAUAUCAAACUCCCUUCAAGUUUGGACACAUCAAAAUUCCCCGUUCCGCGGUCCAAUAUGCUUGAUUCUACACCGCAUCAUCUUGAAUGUGAUAAUGUAAGCGCAACACCCAUGGAACUAUUUCCUGGUUACUGGAAUAAGACUAGUGGGGAGGAACCAAAAUGGCUUUACUUCUAUGGGUUUAUUGGUGCCUUCUUCGUCAUUGAAGUUUUCUUCUUCGCAUUUGCAUGGUUCUUUGUUUUGAGGAAGGAGUUGAGGUCAUCACAAGUAUGGACAGCUGAGGAAGGCUACAGGGCGAUGACUGAUCAUUUCCGGGCAUUUAGUUAUAGAGAGCUGGUUAAGGCAACUGAAAAGUUCAGACAUGAGCUUGGGUGGGGAAGUACAGGGGUUGCCUACAAGGGAAUAUUGGAUGACGGUCGAGCGGUAGUCGUAAAAAGGCUGGGAAAUGUAAGGCACAGCAGAGAAGAAUUCCAGGAUGAGUUGCAUGUUAUUGCAAGGAUUAACCAUAUGAACCUAGCAAGAAUAUAUGGCUUCUGCUCAGAAAGAUCCCAUAGGAUGUUGGUCUUCGAAUACGCUGAGAAUGGAUCGCUGGCUAACGUAUUAUUCAAAAACAAAAUCUCUUUAAAAUGGGAGCAAAGAUUCAACAUUGCUUUGGGUGUUGCAAAGGGGCUGGCCUAUCUUCACCAUGAGUGCCUAGAGUGGAUCAUUCACUGCAACCUAAAGCCCGAGAAUAUUUUGCUGGAUCAGGACUUGGAACCUAAGAUCACCGACUUUGGGCUGGCGAAGCUUCUCAGUAGAUCCGGGUCUAACCAAAAUGUAUCACGAGCGCGAGGAACGGUAGGUUACAUUGCUCCAGAGUGGAUAUCUAGCUUACCCAUAACGGCAAAGAUCGACGUGUAUAGUUACGGAGUGGUGCUUCUUGAACUGGUGUCAGGAACACGGGUUUUCGAUCUGGUCAAAGGUGAGGACGAGAAGGUGCAUGUGAUGCUGAAGAAGUUUGUUAAGAUGCUUUCGUAUAGAUUGAACAGGGAGGAACCACUGUGGUUAGCAGAGUUUGUAGAUUUCAGGCUGGGUGGUGAAUUCAACUACUCGCAAGCGAAAGCGUUGAUCAAGCUGGCUGUCUCGUGCUUGGAGGAGGAAAGGAAGAAGAGGCCAACGAUGGAAUCAGUAGUCGAGAGCCUCCUUUCAGUUGAUGUAGCUGGAAAUUUAUGAAACAACAAUGCGCUGAAGGAAGGAUGGAAGUAUCUUUUCUGAUUCUUCCUUUUAGACCAGUAUCUUUUCUGAUUCGAAGACGCCACGGGAUCUCUUUUUGGUUGUUGUAAGCACCAUACUAGUUCUUGCAGUAUUAACUUCCUAUGAUAAUGUAUACUAUAUCGUUGUAUCUAACAGUGUUUUAUUUACACCUCAUAAGUCAUAAUUGUUCCAAGUUAUGUAAUAAAUAGUAAUGGAAUAGUACUGGUCAUGUAUUUUCUA
Phragmites australis (common reed) is the source of this 3149-nucleotide messenger RNA. RefSeq names its product putative receptor protein kinase ZmPK1. The record is from RefSeq and is a predicted model, not a curated record. The transcript has a single exon. The coding region runs from base 465 to 2888 and encodes 807 amino acids. Gene Ontology annotation, molecular function: ATP binding; protein serine/threonine kinase activity. NCBI's taxonomy places the organism in Eukaryota, Viridiplantae, Streptophyta, Magnoliopsida, Poales, Poaceae. Gene Ontology annotation, biological process: protein phosphorylation; recognition of pollen.